Molecule: messenger RNA, 2503 nt
Organism: Cyanistes caeruleus (blue tit)
Lineage: Eukaryota; Metazoa; Chordata; Aves; Passeriformes; Paridae
Gene: IMP3
Product: IMP U3 small nucleolar ribonucleoprotein 3
Biological process (GO): rRNA processing; ribosomal small subunit biogenesis
Cellular component (GO): small-subunit processome; Mpp10 complex
Molecular function (GO): snoRNA binding; rRNA binding
Source: RefSeq, a predicted model, not a curated record
UUCCGCGCCCGCUGCGCCGCCGCGCUGCUGGAGAAGCUGCACGGGCUGGGGCUGGUGAACAACCGGCAGUCGCUGGCCGUGUGCGAGAGCCUCUCGGCCGCCGCCUUCUGCCGCCGGCGCCUGCCCUGCCUGCUGGUGAAGCUGCGCAUGGCGCAGAACCUGCGCCACGCCGUCACCUUCGUGGAGCAGGGGCACGUCCGCGUGGGGCCCGAGGUGGUGACGGACCCCGCGCUCCUCGUGCCCCGCAACGUCGAGGACUUCAUCACCUGGGUGGACGCCUCGAGGCUGCGGCAGAAGGUGCUCGACUACAACCAGGAGCGCGACGACUUCGACCUGGCCGCGUAGGGCUGCCCGGCUGCCCUGCCUCACACCGAUAAAACCACGGCCGUGCCACCACGGGAUAUUCACACAUCUGCAAGGGGAGCCAGAAGGAAACCGUGCGCUUCUAGUAUCGUAUUGACCUGCUCCUGGCUCCCUUUCCCAGCUAAUGGUUCCAUUCAUCCAUGGAGAGAAACAUCCUUUACACAACCACUGCUUCAAGAAUACGUCCAGCAGCUCAGCUCCAUCACCGUCCCAGAUGUCCCCAUCGUCAUCCUGGCAUGCUGUCCUGGUUUAGGGAAAAUUUUCCUUCUCCCCCUGUUCAGUCUCAGGUCUAGUAUUAAAGUGCAGAACUUAUUUCUGGGCUAAACAGAUGAAUGGGGAAUACCAGCAUCAUAAAGUCACCCCAGGACACAUGCCCAGCUCCAUCAUCCUUAAAAGUGCAUCUCCGUCAUCCUUAAAUCCCACAAAGCAAAGGUGCUUGGAAAAGUCUCUGCCCGAUCUGGAAGAUUUUGGUCAGGCUUAAGUUCUUGGCAAUUUAAUAACAGCUGCUGGAAGGGGUUUUAAGCCAAGCCAAGUUGCUGUUUUACGACUGAGUUUAGCAGCUUCACUGCUCUUUUUCCAAGAGGUUGUCCUGGUUCACCUCCUUCACCUGUUGAAUGCACAGGUAUCGGAAUUAAUUCUGGAAGGGUUUUCCCUUGGUAUCAAGGAACAAGGAGGAAAUGCAUGGAUUUUGGGAGAUCAGCAGUAAACAAGAAGGCCAAAUACUGUGGUUCUGGAACUGUUAAAAGUUUUAGCCAAAAACAGAAUUUAAAAAAAAACCAAACCAAGAAGAACUUUAUUGUCAUGUGAAGUUGUAACGGGAAGUUUGAUGCUUUGAGUUCAGUGUCUUUGCUGUGUGGGGUUCUAGAUGAUCAUUAGGCAUCAUUUACAGAACAGGAUCUAACUGGGGACAUGUUGGAGCAAAAAGCUGAUCUAACUAUAACUGCAGAUUUGGGAGAACUUUCGCAUUUAGCACAUUAGCCAGGGGCUGUUGGGAACUUUGUUCCCUUUUGAUAAAAAAAGCAGAAAAACAAAAAUAAAACUGUUGGGGUUUUUUAGUUGGUGAAGAAAUGUAUGGACUGCUUUAUAAUAUAGUUUUUCUGAGUUUAUUCUAAUUUUGAAAUGUUACAGUAAAGCCUGUUUGCCACCUUUCAGAACUUUUUUUAAAUUUAAAUUCUUAUGUAACUUAUGUAAGUCUACUACCUUGAAGGCUAGUACUGACAUGUUUAUGAUAAAAGAAUGCUCUCUUUCCCUUACCCAGGGCUAUGAAAGGAUUUAGCAGUAGGUUUAGGAGCAGAGUUGUGACUGUCCAACCCAAACCCAAAGAGCUGGAGUGCAGCUACUGUCAGAGCUCUGGAUUUGAAUGCCUUAGUGUGGCUUUUGUGAACAGAAAAGGUUUUCACAUGAGAUAUGUUUUGGAGAUAUUGCAUGACCACAGUGUUACCAAAUAUUAUGGCAGGUUUUUAUAAGGCAAACAGAAUGUUUACAUUUCUUCCCAAUCUCAUAAACCAGUUGUAUUAAGCAGAACAAUUAUUAAACCAAUAAUAGAUAUUAAGAAAAGGACACAAAGCAGGUGGAUUAACCCUUUGCCUACUUCUGCUGUUUGUCAUUGAAUUCAUUUCAGUAAUCAUAACCUCAGCAACAUCUUAACCUUUUUCUUAAGAGUGUACACCUUGCUGAUGGUAAGAAAUGCCAAUUGAAAAAAGUUUCACACCUAAAGCCUGACUUUUAAACACCUUCUCAGAUUCCCUUCCCUCUAGAACAAUGCCAUUAUUUCUUACAAAAUUCAGAAGGUGCCUUAUUCAGGUGCAGGUAAAAACAGUGCUUUUGCUGUGCUUUACUCUUUUGGGGGAAUUUAAGUAACAGCACAGUGACCGUGCAGGGCAUUUUACUACUGAGAUGCUAAACUCCUACUUUGCCCAGUGUGUCCAGCCCAUGCAGGAACUGAAGAAAAGGAAAUAUCGAACCUCCAGCCUGUCAGCCUUUGCAAUUUACAUCAUCAGCCCAUUCCUUUUGUAGUAAACCAAUUUUUUAUCAUUCAUCUGUGCACCUUCAGCAUCUGCAGCAGAAGAGAAAUGACCCUGUAGGCUAUUAAGUUAAGCAGUGGGAAUUGAUUUCCCUAGAAAUAUAUGGUAUAACAGCA